AUGCCAGCGGACGCACGACUUCUCGUGCACGCAGGCGCGUCUACCAGCUGGAAAGGCGAUGAUCAGAGUCGAUCGCAGCUCGCGGCCUAUCUGAAAAUCGGUGCAACUCACGUCGCGCGAAGACUGCCCAUGAUAUUACCAGAGUCUGGAUCCGAUGGCGAUGACAACCAUGACCGGCACGAGGCAAUGUCCGACAUCGACAGCGCCGGCCAUCCGGACUCGACGACAUGGAUCGACGACACCCAGCUAGCUUAUACUGCUCUUGAGAGCCAAUUGUACACAGGCUUUUCUGAGCCGGAAGUAUCAGCUUUCGUCGGAAGAAGGUCUGCAUCAGCUGCUGCGUACCCAAGAUCGCAGAUGUCAGAUCAUGUACGAUCAGGGCAAGAUGUGCAACCACGAAGCCAGAACUCAGAGCAGCUCAGCGCUGGUGAUGACGAGCGGCUUUCGAAAAGACCACGGUUGGAGCAAUAUCAUGCAUCGGUCGGUAGCUGGACCGGCUCUUCAAAGAAUGCCUCACCAGCACACGAUGGCCAUACUGGACAGAUGUUCGGAGAUGCAGGUGAAUCUGCAGGCGACACAGCGAUCAGCAACGAGACGACUUCAGAGCUGCCGACUACCUACACUCUCAGUGAUCUUGCGAGCCACGGUCUCAAUGCGCGGCCGCUCUUGACCCAGCGAUCGGCCAGUGAUCCCGGCCCUACUCCCAUCAAUCGUGAAGGGGCGUUAGAUUCCCUCAGGUCGAUCGAAGUAUCGCCAUCCAAACCCGUUCCCGAUAUUUUUGCACCGAAAGAAGCUCUGGAAACGGUGGCGCCUGCUCAGCUGUUCGCCAAGGUGGUUCCACCAAAAGACCCAAAGCUUUUUCUGAAUGCUUCAAGGCUUCAGACCGUCGAAGAGAUGCAGAUGCUGUCGAAUGCUAUCCGACCUUCUCAACCUACCACAUCGCUGGCACGAUAUACCACGCAUAUGAGUCCUGCUCUGCAACAUCUGGCAAAUGAUCCCGGUUUGUCGUCGGCUUUUCGUCCAGUAUCUUCGAGCCGAGCGAUCGAUCCGCUUGAACGCGGCCAUUGGCUCGUUGAGUGUGCAGAAUGGCCUCCAGAGCUGCAAGUAAAGUUUUGGAAGACAUUGGAGACGAUCAUUGGAGAAGGCAACGCCGGCUGGGGAGUUUGGUGCAGUCGGGGCCGAGAGGCACCCAUUACGAUGGCCUCACAACUGCCGACUUCAGUGCAGCCGGAUGAUGCGGCUCAAUUUGGUCCAGUGAGGGUUUUCUGCUGGGGAGAGGUUGUCAAGCACGUCUAUCUAUUGCUGUACGUCGCGAGCUCUAGCAAGGUGCGCAAGCUUGGCUUGCAAUGGGUCGAUGCAGAGGACCUGGUCGUGGUGCAGAUGCAGGGCACCGCUGGCAGUGCAGCGCCUGUUCAUCGAUCGGCUGGCUAG
Zymoseptoria tritici IPO323 is the source of this 1431-nucleotide messenger RNA. RefSeq lists its product as uncharacterized. Bases 1 to 1431 code for a protein of 476 amino acids. The record is from RefSeq and is a predicted model, not a curated record. The transcript has a single exon. Lineage: Eukaryota; Fungi; Ascomycota; Dothideomycetes; Mycosphaerellales; Mycosphaerellaceae.